Molecule: messenger RNA, 1080 nt
Organism: Geodia barretti
Lineage: Eukaryota; Metazoa; Porifera; Demospongiae; Tetractinellida; Geodiidae
Source: the annotation of a GenBank genome assembly
GCUGACAUCAACGUGGCAAUAAUCGGCGUGGGUAAUUGCGCAUCUUCCCUAGUUCAGGGAAUACAUAAGUACUCCGACGCCGGCCCCGAGGACAGCAUUCCGGGAAUUAUGCAUCCGGUGCUCGGCGAGUACGGUAUUGGGGACAUAAAUGUCGUCGCGGCGUUCGACGUCGACGCUACCAAGGUCGGCCUCGACCUGUCGGAAGCCAUCUACGCGGAACCGAACAACACGGUCAAGUUUCACGACGUCCCGAACACCGGCAUCACUGUACAGAGAGGUAUGACUCUAGACGGCGUGGGCGAGUACAUGUCAGACGUGAUCGAAAAAGCGCCAGGGCCGACGGACGACAUUGUCGGGGUCCUGAAAGAGCGCGAAGUAGACGUAGUAAUCAACUAUCUCCCAGUUGGCUCGGAAGAUGCCACGAGAUGGUACGCCGAACAGAUCCUCGCGUCCGGAGCGGGGAUGAUCAACUGCAUUCCCGUGUUUGUCGCGAGCGGAGAGGGAGACUACUGGCAGCGCAGGUUCAGGGAUGCCGGGGCGCCGAUAAUCGGAGACGAUAUCAAGUCGCAGGUCGGAGCCACCAUUAUCCAUCGCGUGCUUACGAGGCUGUUCAUGGAUCGAGGAGUCGAUCUGGAGCGGACAUACCAGCUCAAUUUCGGCGGAAACUCCGACUUCCUUAAUAUGCUGGAACGCAGCCGUCUGACGUCGAAAAAGAUCUCCAAGACCAACUCAGUCCAGUCGCAGGUUGACACCGACCUCGACGGGGACAACAUCCAUAUCGGCCCCUCUGACCAUGUGCCCUGGCUAUCGGACCGCAAGUGGGCUUACAUAAGGCUCGAGGGCACCAGCUUCGGCGACGUUCCCCUAAAUGUAGAGUUGAAGCUCGAAGUGUGGGACAGCCCGAACUCUGCCGGAGUCGUAAUCGACGCGAUCCGAUGCGCGAAGAUCGCUAAAGAUCGAGGCCUCUCGGGUCCGAUCCUCGGGCCGUCGGCAUACUUCAUGAAGUCGCCUCCGGUGCAGUACACCGACUCUGUCGCCCGUCAAAUGGUUGAGGACUUCAUCUCGGGCGUGGACAACUAG